UAGGUAGAUUUUUUGCAGAUAAAUUAUGGUAUACAUAGAAGUUUACUUGAUCACGGUCAGUGGCAACACUGACCCCAGCCGUGUAAUAUGGCCGCUACAGGCAAAAAAUCAAAGAAGUCGAAAUGGAUAAAGGCGAACAUCACAGACAUUAUCGCGGAGCCGACUACAAUCCCCGCGACAAACAGCUGGGCAGAGCCUGGAGAUGAUGGAGAACAGGAGACUGGUGGCUACGGCUAUGCUUCGAGGCAGCGGGCCCCGGUGGUACUGCCGUCGGCGUCGCGUGCCGCCCGGGGCGGGCUCGCGGUCGACGACGAAUCCAUACCCAAGAAGCCACCAUACAUUGCUCAUAUUUCCAACUUGCCUUAUGAUGUGGAGGAGAGCGCAAUAGCAGAAUUAUUUGCCGGACUCAAGAUAAUCAGCUUGAGACUGCCAAGGGAAAGUGAUCGCCUGAAAGGCUAUGGCUAUGUGGACUUUGAAGAUAGAGAGAGCCUUAUAAAUGCUAUGAAUAUUCCAGAUCUGACAAUAAGCGGGCGGCGCAUAAGAAUAUGCGUAUCGACACAAGAGACCGAUCGCCGUAUGGGACGCAGUGGUCGCUCUGACAGAGACAGGGAAUAUGAUCCGGAGCGUACCAUGGGAGACUGGAGAUCCGGUCCAAGAGCACAGCCGGAGCCCACAAGCCGCCCGCGUCCAAUGGAAAGGGAAAACAUGCGGGAAAGAGAAAGAGAACGAGACUCGAGUGCCGACAACCGGCCCGGAGGCUGGAGAGACGGCGACCGGCCGGCGCCGGAACCGGCACGGACGCCUUACGGCGGCCGUGACUCGUUCGGACGGGACCGCUUCGGAGAAGACCGUGGCAGAGAGCGCAGUGGCUUCGGCGGUCGCGAAGGAUUCCGCCCUGCCGAUCGCGAGGGAGGAGGGUUUGGUAAUCGGGAAGGCAGAGGUUUCGGUGGAAGAAACUUUGGUGAUCGUGACCGCGAUCCCCCAAAAGAAGAUUCGAAGCCCCGCGAACGGCCCAAACUGAACCUUCUACCCCGCACAGUGCCGAGGGAAGCAGAACUACCCACCAAGCCUGCAGACGGCGCUCCCUUAGAAACCAACCCCGCAUCAACCCCCGCGGCUAAACCCGUGCCUGCUGAGAAAGUGUUCGGCGCGGCUAAACCCGUAGACACUGCCGCCAAGGAGCGUGAAAUAGAAGAACGCCUUUUGAAACAGGAGGAAGAAUCUAGACGUGCAGCUGAAGAAAAGGAGCGUUGGGGUCGUAGGAACGAUCAUUCCGGUGACCGUCGUGGCGGUGCGAGACGUGAUGAUCGUGGCAGAGACUCGCGCAGCUACAACAGAGACCGGCGCGAUUAUUCUAAAGACGACAACGAUAGGCGCGACGAUCGCCGUCGCGAUUACUCUAAAGACGAUAGAGAUGGCCGCGAAUACUCUAGCAAAGACGACCGAGACCGUCGCGAUUACUCUAAAGACGAUAGAGUUUGUCGCGAUUACUCUAAAGACGAUAGAGACCGUCGCGAUUACUCAAAAGAUGACAGAGAACGCCGCGAUUACUCUAAAGAUGACAGAGAACGCCGCGAUUACUCAAAAGACGAUAGAGAUCGUCGUGAUUAUUCGAAAGAUGAUAAAGACCGUCGCGAUUACUCUAGAGGCGAGAGGGACAGGCGCGAUUACAAGGACGACAGAGACCGACGAGAGCCGAGGGACGACAGACGUGAAUCCAGAGACGAAGCAGAUAACGAUGACCGGGAGAAGCGGGAAUACUCCCCCGACAGGCGGGAGAGCAGAGACGAUAGGGAACGCCGCGAUUCUAGGGACAAGGAUAUAAGACGGAACGGAUCAUCAGAGAGAGAGGAGAAGCCGCGCGACGAACGGAACGGCCGCCCGAGCCGCUCCAGGGACCGCACUGAUCAGCCCGAGGACAAACCAUUGCCCAAGUUGAAGGAACAAGAGAAACCGAUAUUCGUAGCAUCAAACAAAUUCAGCUUCUUAGAAGACGCCGACGACGGCGGAUCAGAUUAACAAGCCACCCGCGUAAACGUUGCCGUUACAGAGACAAUAGUGUGUAAAGUGUUAAAUUGACGAGUAUCAAGUGUCACGUGGGGGACUCCCCCACACCACUGGGACUGGCUGAAUUGUGCUAUGACAUAGGACUCGACUAGAGUUAGUGCGGUGUGUGGAUAAACGUGUAUAUUAGGGGUCGCUACAUGCUCACACUGCUUCGAGGCCAGCCCCAGUCUUUACUGCCGCUUCUAUAUGGCUUCUCCAAAAAAGAACGCAAAAUCGCUGGUCUUCUCCACUUGAAAUUCUAAAGUUGCCAAUGAAAAGCUGACAGUAGAGGCUGGGGCUCGAGAUUUGUGACCAUAUUGUACUGAUUGGUGUAAAUUUUUCUAUGGGUUUAUUACGUAAUAGUGUUUGUAUGUACGGUUGCAAAAGUAAAUACGGCCGAGAGCUAUAUAAAUGCAAAUAGUUCUUGUAAUUCCAUUUCGUAAUGAUUAUUAUUAUCAGUACAGGUGCUGCUCGCCAUUAUAUUUUUUGUGAAUAUUUCUUAAUUCUUAUUAUACUUUAUUACAAUAGGGAAUCUAAUGUCUUUUUAUUUUAGAAUGUCUUGUGUUAAAUAUUAGUCAAUUUAGAUUAUUGUUAGAAUGUUAAUUGUAUUAUUUAUCUCUACAUUCAAAAUUGUUAUCAAGGUCAACGAUGUUAAGGCGCAAUGUUUAUGUUAGCUUGCAAGUAUGCAUCUACAACAAUGUAUGAAUGAACGCCUUAUUCGUGAUGAAUUAUUAAUUGAUUGAAAUUUAAAAGUACACCUACCAACGAGAACAGGGGCUGGGUCACAAGAAUAGAAUUAUUAUUACUGAGAAAACUGUUGAUAUUGACUGGUAUAAUUUUUAUCAAGUUUCUUUUGUUUGGUAAACAUCGUUCUAAUUUUAAUUAUAAAUAAAUUACCCUUUUUACAACCACAAA
Chilo suppressalis (striped riceborer) is the source of this 2961-nucleotide messenger RNA. Lineage: Eukaryota; Metazoa; Arthropoda; Insecta; Lepidoptera; Crambidae. The record is from the annotation of a GenBank genome assembly.